UCCAAGAUUCUUGAUCAAUAUCAAUAAACAACUUAGUAACAACAUUUUUGUGUAAUAUUGGGUUAAAUUAAGAACAAAUAACAUCUUACGACAUUAAUAAUUAUUUCUAAUCAACAAUUGUGACGCAUGCGUUGAUAAAUUGUUCAACUAAUAAAAAGCUAAACGAGGUCCCGCUCUUUGGAGUUCACGUUCAAUAAAAUACCUUUUAAGAUACCUUUUAGUAUUGUAGAAUUUGGUAUUGGUUGUUUCUUUAGUUUAUUAAAUAAUUCAUCAUCCAGUAGAAAUGGCUUCAGUGAAAGAAAUUGGAGGAUACAAAUUAGGUAACCUAAUCAUUGAAGGAAAAACAAAACAGGUUUACGAUGUACCCUCUGUGCCUGGACAUUGUAUCUUGUUAAGCAAAGACAGAAUCACCGCUGGAGAUGGUGUCAAGGCUCAUGAUUUGGCUGGAAAAUCUGUUAUCUCAAAUAAAACCAAUGGAAAAGUUUUCGAAAUCUUGAGGAAAGUUGGUAUGAAAACUGCCUAUGUAAAAUCAGUAUCAGACAAUGCCUUCCUUUCCAAAAAAUGUGAAAUGAUCCCCAUCGAAUGGGUUACUAGACGUCUGGCUACAGGAUCAUUCUUACGCAGACAUCCAGGUGUUAAGGAAGGAUUCCGCUUUACUCCAGUCAAACAUGAAACUUUCUUCAAGGAUGAUGCCAACCACGAUCCCCAAUGGUCUGAAGAACAAAUCAUUUCUGCUGAAUUCAAGGUCAAUGGUGUUGUGAUUGGAAAACACGAAGUAGAUUUAAUGACUAAAACAUCAAUCAUAGUUUUCGAAAUCCUCGAAAAAGUUUGGGCAACAAGAAAUUGUGCACUUAUAGACAUGAAGAUCGAAUUUGGAGUUGAUGAUCAAGGUAAGAAAUUCAAGUUUUAUAAAAAAAUUAUCAUUGUGCCUCAUCAUUCGAUUUUAUUCACAAACAUCUUUUUCAUUUUUCAUAGUAAUUGAAGACAAAUAAGAGUU
This is a messenger RNA of Diabrotica virgifera virgifera (western corn rootworm), 997 nucleotides long. RefSeq names its product bifunctional phosphoribosylaminoimidazole carboxylase/phosphoribosylaminoimidazole succinocarboxamide synthetase-like. The coding region runs from base 284 to 982 and encodes 232 amino acids. The transcript has 4 exons. NCBI's taxonomy places the organism in Eukaryota, Metazoa, Arthropoda, Insecta, Coleoptera, Chrysomelidae. Gene Ontology annotation, molecular function: phosphoribosylaminoimidazolesuccinocarboxamide synthase activity. The record is from RefSeq and is a predicted model, not a curated record. Gene Ontology annotation, biological process: purine nucleotide biosynthetic process.